AUGAGACUCCGAGGCCGCCACAGGAUUUCAGCAGCUCGCUUCGGCAAGUACCUCCGCGGGUCGCUUGCUUCGCUGGCCGGGUUGGCUGUCGUUGGCUGGUGUCACACCCCAGUCCUUGAAUCUCCGAUAGGAAGGGGGCGGAGCAUUAGUUCAGUAUACUGCAGGAUAAAUACGUGAACUUGGAUGGAUUUAGAGGUUAAAGGAGUUGCUACUUCCCCUACGAGUCAAACUCAGCCAUUCUCUGGAAGAAAGCUGCUGCAACAAGGACGGACUUCCAAAUCACGGGCAAUCCAGAAUCCUUGCCUACCUGUGGUUCCACGACUUGAUUUGGGAAGCCUUGUUGACUCUGAUGAGGAGGAGCAAGACAUAAUACCUGAAAACUUACCAGGACCAACAAGCAAAUAUAAACUAAAAUAUCAGCAACAUAAAACUGAAAUGAAAGAGGGAUAUAAACAGUACAGUCAGAGAAAUGCAGAAAAUCCAAAACCAGGUGUCACGCAACAGUCUCCAAGAAACAAGGUAGAUGACAAGUGUGUACAAGGUGAAGCAGCCAUCAUCGAUGGUCUUACAACUCUGGAUAGGAAGGCCCUCUUACAGCAGGGUUAUGCAGACAUCCCGUACAAUGCACCAUGGUGUAUGAGGAAGUCUGAUGCCGAAAUUGUGGCUGCAGAGAAGAAGAAACAGACUGUUGCAGAGCAAGUGAUGAUAGACCACUUAUCUAGGGCUGUGAUCAGUGAUCCAGAACAAAACUUAACCUCCGAGAGACAAGAAAGCAUUCAUAUCGUUCCAGAUUCAAAGAUGGCACCUCUUCGAUUUAGAAAAAGAACGCUACAUGAAACUAAGAUAAGAACCCAUUCUACAUUAACUGAAAACAUGCUUUCCCACAAAGUACAGUUUGAUGGUAGGAUCAUAUCAAGAAAUGGACGUGAUGCUUGCAGAGAGCUGAUUGGGUUCUUUUUUACUCAUGACCAGUCCCUAACAAUUUAUGAAUAUCGGCAAUUUGGGAAAAAUAGAACAAAUGUGCUACCUUUUAUUCAAAAAAACAUUUAUAGUCAUCAGUGUGGACGAAGAAAAGGAAAACAAUACCAACUUGGUGAUUUUUAUAUUGGAGCAAACUUGACAUUUUUGAGUUCUGAUCAUCCCAGACUUCCAGAAAGCAUAAAAGAAAACACAUUACUUAUACUUCGAAUCACUAAUAUUGAUCAGAUAGCUUUGGAUUCUCUCAAAACUGAUUCUGUGGAACGUGAGGAUAUAACCAGUCAAGAAGCCAAUGAUAGGCUUGUCUUAAAGGCCAUUCAAGAUGCGCUAAAGGAACAGCUACACAAAAGAGGUGUUCGCAUUUUGACUGGAUUGGGGAAAUACCUCCAACAACUGGACAAGGAAGGAACUGGACUUUUAGCUAAGGCAGAUUUUAAGCAAGCUCUAAAAGCAUUUCACUUAGAAGUGUCCGAAAACGAUUUUGAACCUGCAUGGCAAAUUCUGAAUGGCAAUGACAGUGGCAAGGUUGAUUACGGAGAAUUCAAACGUGCCAUUAUUGGUGAAAUGAAUGAGUACAGGAAAUCAUUUGUUCGAAAGGUCUUUAUGAAACUGGAUUUCAACAAAACUGGCUGUGUGCCUAUUAUAGACAUAAGAAAAUGUUAUUGUGCAAAGAAGCAUCCUCAAGUAAUUUCAGGCCAUUCCACAGAGGAAGAAAUCAAAUUAUCUUUUCUAGAAACACUAAAAGAUGCCUGCAGCAAGUCUGAUGAAGUGUCGUAUGGUGAAUUUGAAGAUUACUAUGAAGGUCUAAGUAUAGGGAUAGUAAAUGAUGAAGAUUUUGUUAAUAUCUUACGUACCCCAUGGGGGAUUUAG
Puma concolor (puma) is the source of this 1848-nucleotide messenger RNA. The record is from RefSeq and is a predicted model, not a curated record. Lineage: Eukaryota; Metazoa; Chordata; Mammalia; Carnivora; Felidae.